CAUCUGUCAAAUGUCAACCAAAGCGAGAGAGACAUAUUUUGGGAAAAUAAUUUUGGCGCUGUGUACGGUAGGUACUGUAUGUUAAUACGAUGCUAAUAUUAAAGCCGUAUCUACGAUAACGAAACACGAUGACGUGUGCUUUGCCGUAAGUGAAAGUAACAUAACAGUGGUAGGAGUUAUAGGCGAAGGCCUUCAAUUAGUUUGUGUAUUGUGUUACUUCCAAGUCUCAGUAUCUCGUUGGCAUUGGUUUCGUGCGCUCGGGUAUACGUGAACGCUCUCCGAUCACAAUGUGUGGAAUUUUUGCGUACAUCAACCAUCUAACACCAAAAACCCGCAAGGAAAUUUUGGAAUUGCUCGUGAAUGGUUUGAAGCGCUUAGAAUACCGAGGAUACGAUUCGGCGGGUGUAGCUAUCGAUGCCUCGGAUAAUAAAGACAUCGCCGUAGUCAAAAAGAGCGGCAAAGUCGCUGCACUCGAGGAGCUGUUACAACAACAGAGUGGUGAACUAUCAGUGGAAGACAGUGUAGAGUCGCACUGCGGCAUCGCUCAUACCCGCUGGGCUACUCAUGGAGAACCCAGCUCCGUCAACUCUCACCCUCAACGCUCCGGUGAAGAUAACUCUUUUGUCGUUAUCCAUAAUGGAAUUAUCACUAAUUACAAGGCAGUCAAGACAUUCCUUGAAAACAAAGGAUAUGUGUUUGAGUCCCAGACCGAUACUGAAGCUAUUGCUAAAUUGGUGCACCAUAUUUAUAACCAGCACAAGGAUUACAACUUCCAGGAGCUCAUUGAACAGGUAAUCCAGCAGCUUGAAGGUGCAUUUGCAUUGUGUUUCAAAUCACGUCACUUUCCUAAUGAAUGUGUUGCCACCCGUCGUGGUAGCCCUUUGCUGGUCGGUAUUAAGACGAGGCGCCGUCUUUCGAGUGAUCAUGUCCCCAUUAUGUACACUAACAACAAGGCCACCAGAGGAGUGGUACCCACUGUGCCCCGCACCAAUAGCCAUGCUCAGUUCCAACCGGAAGAAGAGCGUGAAGUUGAGUACUUCUUUGCGUCUGAUGCCUCAGCUGUUAUUGAGCAUACAAACAGAGUGCUCUAUUUUGAAGAUGAUGAUGUAGCACAUAUCAAAGAUGGAGUUCUGAGCAUUCAUCGUAUGUCCGGUAGCAGCUCUGAUCCACACCAGAGGGAAAUUCUGACAUUGAAAUUGGAAUUGCAGCAAAUAAUGAAAGGUAACUAUGAUUGUUUCAUGCAGAAGGAAAUUUUUGAGCAAACAGAAUCUAUUGUUAAUACCAUGAGAGGACGUCUUAACUUUGCUGAUGGAACAGUAACAUUGGGUGGCAUAAAAGACUAUAUUCCUGAAAUUAAGAGAUGCAGAAGAUUGAUGUUGAUUGGAUGUGGUACAAGCUACCACAGUGCGGUUGCUACACGUCAGCUGCUUGAGGAGCUUACAGAGUUGCCAGUUAUGGUUGAAUUAGCUUCCGACUUUUUAGACAGAAAUACACCUGUAUUUAGAGAUGAUGUCUGCUUUUUCAUUUCACAAUCUGGGGAGACAGCAGACACUUUGAUGGCUUUACGGUACUGUAAAAAGCAUGGAGCAUUGAUAGUUGGAAUCACUAACACUGUAGGCAGUUCUAUUUGUCGUGAAUCCCACUGUGGUGUUCACAUUAAUGCUGGCCCUGAAAUCGGCGUUGCCUCCACCAAAGCCUACACUUCACAGUUUGUUUCUCUUGUAAUGUUUGCAUUGGUCAUAAGUGAGGAUCGUAUUUCAUUGCAAAAGAGGAGAAUGGAUAUCAUUGCAGGACUACAUGAACUGGAUUCAAAAAUUAGGCAAGUCUUGGCAUUGGAUGAUAAGGUUAAGUCAUUGGCAGAAGAUUUAUAUCGCCAACGUUCUUUACUCAUCAUGGGUCGUGGGUACAAUUUUGCAACCUGCUUAGAAGGAGCAUUGAAAGUUAAGGAGUUGACGUAUAUGCACAGUGAAGGUAUUAUGGCAGGAGAGCUGAAACAUGGACCCUUGGCCCUCAUUGAUGACUCCAUGCCUGUGAUGAUGAUAGUCAUGCGUGAUCCUGUAUAUACUAAGUGCAUGAAUGCACUUCAACAAGUCACGGCGCGUCAAGGUCGCCCCAUUGUUAUUUGUGAAGAUGGUGAUACAGAAACGGUGGCUCUUGCAUCUCGUGUGCUGGAAAUUCCUAAAACUGUAGAUUGUCUACAGGGUGUGCUCACCGUCAUUCCUAUGCAGCUUUUGGCUUACCAUAUUGCUGUUCUUCGUGGGUGCAAUGUGGAUUGUCCCAGAAACCUUGCUAAGUCAGUAACAGUUGAAUGACUUGAU
Molecule: messenger RNA, 2318 nt
Organism: Aricia agestis (brown argus)
Lineage: Eukaryota; Metazoa; Arthropoda; Insecta; Lepidoptera; Lycaenidae
Product: glutamine--fructose-6-phosphate aminotransferase [isomerizing] 1-like
Exons: 1
Coding region: 288-2312 (674 amino acids)
Biological process (GO): carbohydrate derivative biosynthetic process; UDP-N-acetylglucosamine metabolic process; fructose 6-phosphate metabolic process
Molecular function (GO): carbohydrate derivative binding; L-glutamine:D-fructose-6-phosphate transaminase (isomerizing) activity
Source: RefSeq, a predicted model, not a curated record